Molecule: messenger RNA, 4745 nt
Organism: Sarcophilus harrisii (Tasmanian devil)
Lineage: Eukaryota; Metazoa; Chordata; Mammalia; Dasyuromorphia; Dasyuridae
Gene: EYA2
Product: EYA transcriptional coactivator and phosphatase 2
Exons: 16
Coding region: 794-2413 (539 amino acids)
Biological process (GO): multicellular organism development; positive regulation of DNA repair; cell differentiation
Cellular component (GO): nucleus
Molecular function (GO): protein tyrosine phosphatase activity
Source: RefSeq, a predicted model, not a curated record
GCCUCCCACGGGCGCACGCUGGCCUCGGGUUGGGGAGGUAGAACAGAGUGAGUAACUAAACUGGGAGACGAAGGCUAGAGGGCUAACCGCUCCGGCUUCCCAGACCUCGCACCCCAGUCGAGUAAGGGUGCUUCUCCUCUAAAAAACAACAAAACGCUGCCCCUGCGAGCGCCCUCCAACGCCUCCAGCGGGGUUACGGAGGCUGCUUCAGGGGCCAUUGACAGGCUGCGUCUACAGAGGCGCGGAGCUGCCCGUGCGCGCUGUCUUCUGGACUGAUUGACCCAAGGGGACUGAGUGCGCGGGCUGGGGGAGUCGAGUGAGCGGGACUGGCUGGGCGCCCUGCCCGACCUUCGCGCUCCGCCGGUGCCUUGGAGAACAGGCUCGCCUCGGGUCUGGUGCGGAGGAACGGUGUUGGUCCGGGGGAGCGCGGCCUGUGGGGCUGCGGGACUGCUCCCCAGCACUUGGGGCUUUGCUGAGGAACCGAUGCGCCGCAGAUUCCCGAGAUUACCCAACCACUUCUGCGGACAGGGAUAAACCGGGGCAAACCUGGCCCAGGUGGCCAGAGCCGCGUCAGUGCUGGGCUGAGGAGAAAGAGUGGACAAGUGCUGGGCUAGCAAGGGAGGGAGGGAACAUUGUAGGACGCUGCCCCUGAUCCGGCUAGCGGCCGAGUGCUGACAGGCGCCAGGUGCGGAAACCUUCCUGCGCCCGGAGACUGCUGAGGACAGAGAGGUCAGAGCGGGCUGAGUCCGCACCCGCUGCCGGAGGAGGACCGGCACAUUUAAGGUACAAGGAAAUGCUAGAUCUGGUGAUCUCACCCAGUCUGACUGUAAACAGCCAUUCCUCUGAUAGACUGACGCCUAAUCUUUCUGACAUUGGUACCGUGUCUCCUCAUGACAUAGGAGGCAACUUCAAACAAGCUUUAGACAUUGUUCCUCCACUCUUCUCACGACGUUAUCCUCAUAUAGUAUCUGUCCAGUCUCUCCCCACCAUGGCAGCCUAUGGACAGACCCAGUACAGUACAGGGAUCCAGCAGUCCACGGCUUAUUCACCAUACCCUCCUCCAGCGCAAGCCUAUGGAAUACCCUCCUACAGUAUCAAAACAGAAGACAGUUUGAACCAUUCCCCUGGCCAGAGUGGAUUCCUCAGCUACGGCUCAAGUUUUGGAACGCCACCCACAGGACAGACCCCUUACACCUACCAGAUGCACGGUGCCUCAGGGAUUUAUCAAGGGGCAAAUGGCUUAACCAACUCAGCAGGAUUUGGAACCAUGCAUCAGGAAUAUCCAUCCUACCCAGGCUUUACUCAGAGCCAAUACUCCCAGUAUUACAGCUCUUCCUACAACUCUCCAUACGUGUCUGCCAACAGCAUCAGUCCUUCACCUCUUUCCACAUCCACAUAUGCACUUCAGGAGUCUUCACACAAUGUUACCAGUCAGAGCUCAGAGUCACUUUCUGUACUAGAAUACAGUACACACAAUGGACCUUCAACACCAGCAAAGGAUGGAGACACAGACAGGCAACAUCGGGGCUCUGAUGGGAAGCUUCGUGGCCGAUCAAAACGAAGUAAUGACCCCUCCCCUACAGUGGAUAAUGAAAUUGAGCGUGUGUUCGUGUGGGACUUGGAUGAGACAAUAAUUAUUUUUCACUCCUUACUCACGGGAACUUUUGCAUCUCGGUAUGGAAAGGAUACCACCACUUCAGUGAGGAUCGGCCUGAUGAUGGAAGAGAUGAUCUUCAACCUUGCAGAUACACAUCUGUUUUUUAAUGACCUGGAGGACUGUGACCAGAUCCAUGUUGAUGAUGUCUCGUCGGAUGACAAUGGCCAGGAUUUGAGUACAUAUAACUUCUCAGCAGACGGUUUUCAUAGUUCAGCGGCAGGGGCCAACCUGUGUUUGGGCUCUGGAGUUCAUGGGGGAGUCGACUGGAUGAGAAAGUUGGCAUUCCGCUAUCGACGAGUGAAGGAGAUGUACAACACAUACAAGAACAAUGUUGGAGGUUUGAUAGGAGCUCCCAAGAGAGAAACUUGGCUACAGCUAAGAGCAGAGCUUGAGGCCUUGACAGACCUCUGGUUGACACAUGCCCUCAAGGCACUGAAUUUAAUACAUUCCCGGCCUAAUUGUGUCAAUGUGCUGGUUACCACCACUCAGCUCAUCCCUGCCCUAGCUAAAGUCUUGCUGUAUGGAUUGGGCACAGUCUUUCCUAUCGAGAACAUCUACAGUGCAACCAAGACAGGAAAGGAGAGCUGUUUUGAAAGGAUAAUGCAGAGGUUUGGAAGAAAAGCAGUCUACAUUGUAAUAGGAGACGGUGUGGAAGAAGAGCAAGGAGCCAAGAAGCACAACAUGCCCUUUUGGAGAAUUUCCUGCCAUGCGGACUUGGAGGCCCUGAGGCAUGCCCUGGAGCUGGAGUACUUAUAGCAGAGCCACAGGGAGGUCCUACCCCGGAGUGGCCCUGAGCUUGGCUGCACAGUUCCCGCCCAUGACCCUGCACAGUCCAGCUCUCUUUUCUUCCUGCCUCCCCACUUCAGACUUUGAGGAUUUGGAAGGAACAGAGACUGAGCAGUUGCCCUGCAGUGGGGACCACUUCCUUGGGAGCCAAGGACCUCUGAUAGGAGGAAACAAAGCUACAUCUCAAAGGUUGAACUGGGAGCCCUCCAAGAGGCCGCUGGGGAGGAUCUAACUUUGGGGAUGAAGAUGGAAGUGAAAGGCAGGGAUGUGGCCCAAAACUGAUAGGGGCUUAAUGGACCGGGACCUUCUGCAGGACUCACUGAAGGGAAGCAAGAAAUCAUUGAUAUGAGGAGGAGCAGGCAGGCUAUUUUUUUUUUUAAUUUAUGAACUAAUCUCAUUACUCUGGUAUUAUGCUCUCAUACCUGUGAUGGCGGAUUUCUUUGUUGCUGGUUUUGUUUUUUAAACUCUCUUUGGGAUGGGGUUAGGGAGGGAGUGGGGACUUACAGAUCUAACUUAAAGAGAUCUCUUCUUCAAGUUGUACUCUGAGGGACAAUCACACUUUGUAAAUUAGUAAGUGAGGACAUUCAGGGUCAUCAAGAAGACCUAGAGCUUAUUUUUGUUCUUGGAAAAGUCUCCUGAUGACGUGUGAACAGUGCACGGUGCCUUAUGUGGCCAUUUUGUUUUGGGGUUUGGGGGAGAGGAAAAAGGUGAGGGGAAGCUGUACCAUGUGAGACUGAAUGACAUUGAAUAAAACCACGUUUACAUUUUGAGGUAAGAGUAACCACUUUAUUCCUUCUUCGGGCUUGAAGUUUUAGGGGAGCAGAGAUCCUUAAGAACCCCAAGACCUGUCUGACUUCUGCUGAUCUACAGGGGGGCCCAGGAGGACCUAGAUCUAUAUUAAAAGGCUGGAGGUAGCACCUCAUUGGCAUUAAUCACAGGAAAGAGUGACCAGUUGACUAAUACUCAGGUACUCAGGAAACAAGAGCAUGUAGCUGUAAGCCUAGAGAGAAAAAGGGUAUAGACCCUUUGAUAGACCACGUGCUAAUACUCUGACACAAGGAUUCACUGGUUCAGAUGUUUUGUUUUGUUUUCCAAAUAAACUUGGGGGUUUUCACUUGGGCAGUUGACCAGGAUUGGCUGAGGAGAGGGGAGCAAUAAAAAAAAGAGUCAACCACGAUAAGAUUAGGGAGCAGGACACAAGGUGCUUGAGAGCCAUUGUCCUCCCCUUUCUCUUUCCUCUCCCUCAUCCUAUCACCAGAAUCAACUCUCUGUGAAGAUUUGGUUGUUUAUUCAGUGCUUUGAAUGACUAAGAGAGCAGUUUGCAUUUUCAUAGUGGCAAAAUUUAGUUUAUCUGCCUAGGAGAUGGGGACUGGCCUGGUGAUUUUAUCUGAGUCAGGGGGUCUUGAGUAAGAUACUCUCUCAAUGCAAGUCACCAUCUCCUCUGAAAUUUUAGGUUGCCUUGAAUACUGAAAAGUUAAAUAACUUGCCUGUGGUCAGUAUGUCAGAGAACUUUCUGACUCUGUGGGAGGCCUCCCAUCCACUGCCAAUGAAAUGUAGCUCUAAAGUAAGGUGGAAUUUGAGACAUGGGAAAGGGCACAUUUGUAGGAAAGGGAUAGAUGAGUUUCCCCCUUCGCCAUGAAAUUAUGAGCUAGCCGUCUAAUCCCCCUCUUUAACUCAGGCAAAGGCCUAUGAAGGCCAAAUCUAAUUUACUGUGAAAUAGGUAUCAUUCCCAAAGGCUUGAUGACAGAUACCUGAAGCAGCCUCUCUAAAAGGGCUCUUUGCACUUCACCCAGGUUAGUUAUUAGCAAGGCUUUGCACAUCUCUAGUUGUCUUGUCCACAUUUCUUUGAUGAAACAAAAGGAGGAGUACUAUGGUACGGGAGCAAGGAGGUAAUUGGGCUUGGGGGAAAGAUUGGCAAGGAAGAUAAUGGCUCCUGCCUAGGAGUCUGAGAGAGGCUGCCCCUGAUUGGUUGGUUAGUUGUCCCUCUUUCUCAAAGACAACAGUGACAUUACUGUGUUAGAGUCAUGGCUGAUCAGACCAAUACCAGCUCAGAAUGCUCUGCGCAGGCCCCACACAAACACUCCAUGUGAACAUCUGGGGGGCGCUUCUCCAACUUUGUGCAUCUUGGGUUUCUUCUGAGCUAAUCCAGGUCUGCUUUGCUCAUAGAGCACAGCACCUUCCCUGAUGAGAACCCUGGGAAGGACAGCAUAGCCCAGCGAUCCCAGCAGCUCCCCUUUCUCUCUGUAGUGAUUCCUGGUCACCCAACAGGUGGGGUCAGUGUACUAUCUUCCUUUUGCAUCAG